AUGGUUGUUCUGCCCUCCCUCGCAGCCAUCGUCAUCUCCCUAUCCCUCCUCCCUCUCCAAGUCCUGUGUCAGGAUCCCUCUACAGUCACAGUGAUUGGCACAACCAUUACGCAGACCUUCACUGCAGCUGCCUCCACGACACCUCUCUCCCCACAAUACACGGACUCGCUUACCUUCAAAGAGUCGAUCCUCAACUCUACAAACUUCUACCGUUACGAGCAUUCAGCGGGUUACAUAUACUGGAACGAGACUCUCGCGUCGUAUGCUCAGCAGUACUCCCAAAACUGCGUAUGGGCGCACUCGCACGGGCCGUACGGCGAGAAUCUGGCCAGAGGAUACCCCGACGUCAUCUCAGCAGUCGACGCCUGGGGCAAUGAGCGGGCACUGUACAACUUCUCAGCUACCGAUCCGACGGGCUUUAGUGAGGCGACGGGUCACUUCACCCAGCUGGUAUGGCAGAGCACGCAGGCCACGGGAUGUGGAUGGACAAACUGCAACGGCAAGAACGGCCUGGAAGGCGUGUACUUGGUGUGCGAGUACUGGCCGCCCGGAAAUGUGGUGGGUGAAAACAACUUCUUCUUCAAAACAAACGUCGACUCGGAACGAGCCGGUGGGGACACCGGAUUCGACGAGCUGAGCGCGACGGUGGGUGCGACGGGGGGGACGCCGACGUCGACGGGUACUUCAGCAGCUUCGAAUAAUCCAGCCGCGACGGCAACGGCGAGCAGUACGGGUGGUGAGUCCAUUGGGGCCCCGAUGGUGGAGAUGGAUAGACGAAGCCUGCUCGUUACUGUGUGUGUGACGCUGGCGGCUGUGUUGUUCGGACUGGGAAUGUCCUGA
Messenger RNA from Fonsecaea multimorphosa CBS 102226, 840 nucleotides. RefSeq lists its product as uncharacterized. The record is from RefSeq and is a predicted model, not a curated record. The coding region runs from base 1 to 840 and encodes 279 amino acids. Gene Ontology annotation, cellular component: extracellular region. The transcript has a single exon. Lineage: Eukaryota; Fungi; Ascomycota; Eurotiomycetes; Chaetothyriales; Herpotrichiellaceae.